CUCUGAGUAAAGAAUUUCUUCCUAACAUCUAAACUAAGUUUCCCCUCUUUUAGUUUAAAGUCAUUUCCCACUGUCUGCCUGUGUAAGAAGUUGGUCCACCUUCUGGCUGUUUCCUUCAAGUACUGGAAGACUGCUGUGAGGUCUCCCCAGAGCCUUCUCUUCUCCAGGCUGAACAAGCCCAGCUCCCUCAGCCUUUCUUCAUAGGAGAGGUGCUGCAGCCCUCUGAUCAUCUUUGUGUCCCUUCUCUGGACCCAAUCCAGCAGCUUCACAUCUCUCUUGUGCUGGGGGCCCCAGGCCUGGAUGCAGUACUCCAGAUGGGGGCCUCACAAUAGCAAAGUAGAGGGGGACAAUCCCCUCCUUCUCCCUGCUGGCAGCCCUCUUUUGUUGCAGACCAGGAUGCAGUUGGCCUUCUGGGCUGCAAGCGCACACUGCUGGCUCAUGUCCAGCUUUUCAUCCCCCGGUAUCCCCAAGCCCUUUCCCACAGAACUGUUCUCAGUGAGUUCUUCUCCCUGUCUGUACAUGUCUGAGAUUGCCCCAACUCAAGUGCAGCAACUCACAUUUGGCCUUGGUGAGCGUCAUUAGGUGUUCAUGUGCCGACUUAUCGAUCCUGUCCAGGUCCCUCUGGAUGUUCUCUGUCUUGUCCCACACAGCAGGUUUCGAGGGAGGUGAAUCUCUUUCUGUCUCCUUAGUUGCGCCUCCCCUAGUCAGCAAGGGGUCACUACCGCAAUGGAGUCAUCCAAGACUCAGAGGAAUAACAGACAUCAAUUUAUUGAGAGCUUUCUUAACAACAACUAAUGCUCUACUCAGAGGUAAAAUUGGCUAAUUUGCUAAUUAUGAUUAAUAGGCGUUACAGAUAAGAAAAUAUUAGGCAACGGCUACUACACAGAGUGAAAGAGUAAAAGAAGAUAAAGAGAAAAGAUGAAAAAAAAUGAGGAAAGAGAGACAGACAGACAGAUAUGCAAACACAACAAAGCAAAGCAGUUCACCACGCCUUGAUCCAGCAAUGUCUUGGCAUCAGGUGCUGACCUCUAGUAGUGGUGGGUCGUCCCGAGGUUGUGUUGGUCAGUUGAUGACUAAUGAUGACAAUACAAACUCUUCCUUAUAGUCCAAAGUGGCUGAGCCUUGUCUUUUGCAGUGAUGGCUUCUGGCUUUGGGAUCUCAGCAGGAACUCCCUUGUUCCUGUCUUCCAGGCCUUGCAAACUUAAAUCAGCAAGUAAGACGAAGCAGGGAAAAGCCAGCUUCUAUCUUGCCUUCACAGAAUACAAUGGUAUCAUCCAAAUCUCCUGUAUCAACUAGUUUCAUUUGUUCCCAAGCCAAAUCUUCAGACAGUAAACACUCCUGGGCCCUCCCAUUCAAAGGCAAACAGUUCCAAAGAAAUGCUUUCAAAAGUAAAACCGUCCACAAAGUGAUGCUGAUUGCCUCAUGCUGAUUUGAGACAUACCUUACCAGUCCCAGUCAGCAUCCCUUCCUUCUAUUGUGUCAGCUGCACCACUCCGCUUGGUGUCAUCAGCAGACUUUCUGAGUGAACUCGAUCCCAUCUUGACACAAUGGCAAUGGGACUUGUGCUAAGCAAGUUAUUGAAUGCUUUCUUCUGAUCUUGAAUGGUGUUGGGAAAUAUUAGGUGUGACUUAUAUCAAUUUCCUGAGUGCAUGGGAUAGUCACCUGCAUGUGGGUGGAGAGGCAAGAGUUUCUGGUUUCAGCCCAAACCGACUGUCUUAAGGUGUGGGGGCUGGAGACUGUCAUUUACUCUUUUUUAUUGAUGUGGAAACCUUAUGCACAUAAGAUCUUAAAGUGCUCUUUACAUUUAGUAUAACUAUAAUUGCUGCUUUACAUGGCUUUUGCCUCUAUUUUCCCCAGUUCUGCCCCCCUCUAGUUCAGUAAUGGUACGCUCCAUAUGUUAAACGUCAUAUGAUUCUAUGACACAUCUGCAUGUAUUUAUAGGAGGCGCCUGGUGAUUCUUCUCAGACUGCUCCGGACAUCCCUUCUCAGAACCACUGCUCAUCUCAAAGAAGUUUCCUGCCACCAUGAUGAUGGUUGGGGGCUUCUCUGACCCUAAACCUGCUACUCCAGAGAUCCAGCAGCUUGCUGACCAGGUGAAGACACAAUUAGAAAGCAAGGAGAACAAGACCUAUGGCAUGUUUGAAGCCAUACAGUACCGGUCUCAAGUGGUUGCUGGAACCAACUACUUAAUUAAGGUCCAAACUUCUGGAGAUGAAUAUGUGCACAUAAAAGUAUUUCAAGCCCUUCCUCAUGAGAACCAAGGUCCCAGACUUACCGGUUGUCAGACUGGGAAAACCAGAGAUGAUCCUCUGACAGAAUUCUGAGGGUGGUGAGGAAUGGUUCCUCGCUUCUGCACGUCACAUGUGGAUUCUGCCUCUAUUGGUAAACACAUGAGAAUAAAAUUUUGAAAGCUGUUCAUCUACUGCGUGUCAUGUCCAGAUCUGCUGCCUGGCUAAAGCUUGAGCGGGCUCUGAAGUACUAAUCACAGCUGCUUCUGCCUCCUGCAGUACUGUAGCUCUAAGUCAGAGCACACUACACCCCUUUCAGAUCUUCUUUCCAAGUACUGUCAAGGCAAGGUCCGAAGACAAAGCUCGGGCUGUUGUGAGAGCACUUUUGAGUGUAACAGGCCACAUACUUCUUGGGUUUGCUUUAAGUGCAUUAAUUACAAGCUAUUGGCUGCUCUUCAGAAGCUGUGCGAGAUAAAUGUACUUCUAGGGGAGGAGCUGAGAGGUCAAAAUGUGCACCCCUCUCUAAAAGCGGCUUGGCUGUUUGGGGUGGGGUUGAGGAAGGGGUGGAACUACUCAAAGUAGCGGGAGGAGCUGCAGCAGAAACAGCUGAAUCCCAGUGUUCAGGCCCUGGAGCAGGGAGUGACCGUGAUGAUUGGGAAUAUAUGGAGCUCAUCCUUUUUUGUAGCAUCAGCCACCUGCAGUGACAACAGUCUUCAGUUAAGACUUCUGUGGGGACAAAGAUAGAGGGCAACCCCAAACCACCCCAACCCUGUUUUCCUGCUGGCAGCUGCUCAGACAGGGUCUCUGGAGUUACCUGCCAUGCAACUCUGAGCUGGUGCUCAGGUGUGAGACAUCAAAUCAAAUGCUUUAAGGCCUUAAAAUGUGAAGACAAUCCAUGGAUUCCCGUAACUUUAGGAUUACUGCCUAAUAUUUUCCAGGAGAGCUGAACCUUGCUGUCAAAUGUCUUUAAAAUGCUCUGUCUGUCUUCAUCAGCACGAGCUGUCCUCCUCUCAGAAUAGCGUUUGGUGAAAACAUUUUGUUUUUUGAGCCAAGAAAACAAUUUAGAAGUUUACCAGCAACAAAAAAUAACCAUAUGUACACAUCCAGAACUCCUGUUUUUAGCAAAACAGGAACUGCAUUAUAACACAGAUGUAAUCUUCCUGUGUUUAACACUGGGGGUGGGGACUCUUUCGGCUGAUAGGAGUAAAAGCACGUAUGCGAAGAAAGUAGUUAAGAGAUCUGUUAAGUUCCCCCUUAAUAAUCAGGAGGCAGAACAUGCUCUGUGUAACCAGCGCUACCUACGCCGUAUAUAAGAAGCACAGUAAUAAGCACGUAAGUUCACUGCGCCCUCUCAAAACUGCUGGGAGUUUCUUCACUAUAGGACCAAGAACAGUGUCAUGUAGACGAGGGCUGGUCCCCUCAGCUCAGAAUGCAGCAACACCUCUCCCCUCCCCAGUUCAUUAUACAAGGCAUGUGCCAAAAUUUCCAGUGCGCACACACAGCCUCCCCCCUCCCGGGGGAAGUCUUCCUUUCUGCAGACUCUCCUAUUCAUCUCAAGGACCUCCAAUCGCUUAGGGCAGGUCCUGCCCAUAAGAAUAAAGGCAGCACUGAGCAUCUCAGUCUUUUCUGUGUCCUCUGUCAAGAGGCCCACAUUUUCCUCAGCACUCCUCUUACUGCUGAUAGACCUGCUGAAGCCUUCCUUGUUGCCUUUCAUGUCCCUCACCAGAUUAAAAUA
Messenger RNA from Numida meleagris (helmeted guineafowl), 3963 nucleotides. RefSeq names its product cystatin A (gene CSTA). NCBI's taxonomy places the organism in Eukaryota, Metazoa, Chordata, Aves, Galliformes, Numididae. Gene Ontology annotation, cellular component: cytosol. The record is from RefSeq and is a predicted model, not a curated record. Bases 2025 to 2324 code for a protein of 99 amino acids. The transcript is spliced from 3 exons. Gene Ontology annotation, molecular function: cysteine-type endopeptidase inhibitor activity.